Pelobates fuscus (common spadefoot toad) is the source of this 9217-nucleotide messenger RNA. It is a transcript of the gene PIEZO1, whose product is annotated as piezo type mechanosensitive ion channel component 1 (Er blood group). Gene Ontology annotation, cellular component: membrane. NCBI's taxonomy places the organism in Eukaryota, Metazoa, Chordata, Amphibia, Anura, Pelobatidae. Bases 986 to 8491 code for a protein of 2501 amino acids. The record is from RefSeq and is a predicted model, not a curated record. Gene Ontology annotation, molecular function: mechanosensitive monoatomic ion channel activity. The transcript is spliced from 51 exons.
GGCAGCAGCCCCUUGGGGACUGGUACCCUGCUAACCCUGCCUGCUGACCCUGGCCUGGCACACUCUGCAUGCCAGGACAUCCAGCUGCAGUGCCCAUACACAGGCACCAUGGGUCUGACAUGGCACUCACAGACCCUCCUGCAUCAGGCUGCCAGCUGAGGGCAUACAGUAUCAGGUGACAUGUGCCAACUGCAACAUUGUAUCUACAGCUUCACUGGGCACAGAGAGAGAGAGGGAGUUUCUGGUGGGUGAUCUGUGGGCUGGGUAUGGUCUGCGACCCUGGUGUACUGGCACGCUGAUGCCCCCUUAGCAUGGACUGGCAGACUCUGAUGAUGACAGCAGGCGGUGGGUAGGGGUGGGGGGCAGAGUUUGUGUCCUGGCUUUUGGUGGGCUGCCCCUGGAAGCUCAUCCAUGCACACACAGAGGGCAGUGCCCCUGCACCCCAAAGGCAGGGAUCAUGCUGUGGGUGUAACCAGAGGCUUUAUUUGGAAGGAAGUAGAGGAUAGUUUUAGGUAUCAAACACACACACACACACAGGGAGGAGACUGGAGUUCUAUGAAAGCAGAGAGGGAGGUCCAUGCCUUGCAGACUGAACAUGUGGGGAGCCUCACUGAGCUGCUGGACCCACUCCUAAUCCUGGGGAGGAUCUAACUGGAAGAGGGCAGCACACCCACCCCUGAUACUCCCACCUGUGUUAGAGGGUGCCCUGUACCACUUCAAACGGACCUGGACUCUAGGAGGUGGAUCUGGCUGAGGAGGAGGGUGUCCUGAACAUGUCUUGUGUGACCAAGUAACUUUCACUCAAUGGGACAAACUAUCACUCAAACUUUGCAAUUCAGACCUGGCUGGCUGAGGACUUGUCCCUUGAGCCAGGGAGAGAUGGAUAUGGCUUGAGAGUACCCCCCAAACCUCUGAUUGCAUAACUUCGUGCUGGGGGGGGCUGACCCCCUCCUACUUUUUUAUAAACAUUGCAUAAACUUUGGAAAUGGAGCUCCAGGUGCUAUGUGGAGCUCUGUUUUGGAUUGUGCUGCCCCUCUCUCUGUUGGCAGCUUGUAUUUUCCGCUACAAUUCGCUGUCUUUGAUCUACUUGCUGUUUCUUCUGCUGCUGCCAUGGUUCCUGGGACCUACUGCUCAAAGCAUGAGAGGUCACACGGGGCGUCUGAUGAAGGCCCUGCUUGCCAUGAGCUUGCUCUUUCUCUGUGCUCAGCUCAUUUUCCAGCUCUGUCUAUAUACUGUACCUGGUUUGGAUGACAUGUUGGGGUACAACUGCAGCAAUUGGCAGAUUCUGGCUCAGCAUAUCGGGGUCACCAGGUUGGAUUUUUAUGAUAUUCCCAACACGGUUCGGAUGUUGUCCCCAGAUUUUGGCAUUUUUCUGGUUUCUGCGGUUUGCCUUGGUUUGUGUAACCGCCUGGUGAAAGGGCAAACGCUGUGUGAAGAGGAACACGAAUCGGCAGGACCCGUGGAACAGUUGGAAGAGGAGGGUAUAGAAGCUGAACACAGAGAGAAUGUUGAUACAGAAGAAGAGGAGGACAUCCUGGUGUCUCAGCACGAUGGUGAUUUGGCCUUACGGAUCAAAGAGGCGGCACACAAGCUCUUGGAGGCGGUGGGAAAGACCUUAGCCAUAAUACUGCUGGCUCUUGCAGGUAUCACUGUUCCCUCAGCGUUCUCGGCUGCGUAUUAUUUGGCCUUUAUUGGGCUGUGCACGUGGUGGGCCUGUCACUUUCCCAUCAGCCGCCUGGGUUUUCAUGCGCUGUGCGUCAUGAUUGGAUUUUUUGCUGGUGGUCACAUCAUCUGCCUCUACGUUUACCAGACACAGUUUAUACAGAACCUAUUUCCCCCGGAACAACUAUGGGCAAGGUUAUUUGGUCUGAAUGAAAUCAUAGUUCACUACAACUGCACAGGAAACAUCGAUGAUCUCAUUCUAAACCAGAGCUUUGAUUGGCCGGUGUAUGUGAACCCUGGAAUCCUGCUGUUACUUUAUUACGGUGUCAUCUCCCUGCUGAAGAUGAGAACCUGGAGAAAGAGACAGGAAGAGGUAAAGAGUGGAGGAUGUGUGGCCCAGAAAUCUGACCACGAACUUAUGGAGUUGGCAGAAAGGCACAUGUGGGACAAGGAACGGUAUAAUCUCAGAGAGGAGACUAGGCCCAUGUUGCCAAAUACUGAAACAGGAGCAGCAACCAAUCUCCAGGAUUGCACUGUGCAUGACCUCCAGUCUGCGCCUGCUCGGAUCCCUGAUGAGGCUCCUCAAAGCGCCAAGGACCAGAGCCCACUUCACGUGCUGAGCAAUGUCAUCUUGAACCAAAGCUAUGUGUGCGCACUUAUUGCCAUGAUGGUCUGGAGUAUCACCUACCACAGCUGGCUGACCUUUGUGCUGCUACUCUGGGCUUGCCUGAUCUGGAUGGUACGAAGUCGGCGUCAGUUUGCAAUGCUCUGCUCUCCAUUUAUCCUUCUGUAUGGAGUAACGCUCUGCAGCUUGCAGUAUGUCUGGAGCAUGGAUUUGGAGCUAGAGCUUCCCACACAACUUGGCUUCAUGAGACUGUCCCAGCUGGGUCUUGCACGGGCUCCCUACCCGUGCCUCAAUCUUGGAGCCAUGCUGCUCUACAUGUUGACAUUUUGGCUACUUCUACGUCAGUUUGUGACCGAAAAACUUCUAAAGCACAAAAAGGAGACUCCGGCUUUGGUAGAAGUGACUGUGUCAGGAGCAGAACCCAGUAAAGAGAAGAACCUACUGAAAUGUUUCGGGGAGCAGGUGAUGAGCUUCUACGCUAAAUACUGGAUCUACUUGUGUGGUGGAAUGUUCAUCGUAGUCAGCUUUGCUGGGCGGCUUGUGGUGUAUAAGAUUGUCUACAUGUUUAUCUUUCUUCUUUGCCUGGUCUUCUUCCAGUUGUAUUACACUCUAUGGAGGAAACUGCUGAAUUUUUUCUGGUGGCUGGUUGUAGCUUACACAAUGCUGGUCCUAAUUGCCAUUUACACUUUCCAAUUUGAAGACUUUCCCAUGUAUUGGAAGAACCUGACGUCCCUCACAGAUGAGCAGUUAAGUGAUAUCGGACUUGAAAUAUUCAGCGUGUCGGAACUUUUCACCAGCAUCCUAAUUCCAGGAUUCUUCCUCUUGGCAUGUAUCCUUCAACUACACUACUUCCAUAAACCUUUCAUGCAAAUCACAGACCUUGCACGAGUCUCACCCCAAGAAUGCGCACCAUACCACGAUAACGGAAACCCAAAGGUGGGAGAAGACUUGGCCGGUGCAUGCAGUAUAGAAGAAGGGCAGGAAUGUGUUGAAGAAGGUUCUACAAAUGAAGGUCCUCUCAGUAAGUGGGAUCUGGUCACCCAACGACUCACAGUCCUCUUCUACAAAUUCUCUGAGCUUCUUCACCAGGUCCAAGUUUUCCUCUGGAGACUCCUGGAACUUCAUAUCUUGAAAUUGGUGGCUGUGUAUAGCGUGUGGGUGGCAUUGCAGGAGGUCUCUGUGAUGAAUUUCCUCUUCGUAGUACUCUGGGCCUUUGCCAUGCCAUUUUCUCGUUUCCAGCACAUGACUUCUUGUCUCUGCACCAUCUGGAGUUCCAUAAUCAUUGUAUGCAAGAUGCUGUACCAACUGUCAAUCGUUAAUCCACUGGAGUACUCCAGCAACUGCACACUGCCUUUACCAAAUGGCACCAAUCUUCUAGAGGAGGAGAUUUUGAAUUCCACGCUUUACCGAGCCCCAGUUGAUCCUGCUAACUGGUUUGGAAUACGCAAAGGCUACCCCAACUUGGGUUACAUCCAGAACCACCUUCAGAUUCUUUUGCUGCUGGUUUUUGAAGCUAUCGUGUAUCGGCACCAGACGUUUUACCGUAAACGUUACCAGCUGGAAGUGCCACACAUACAGGCAGUAUUUCCAGAUGUGCGCAGAGAGCAUCUGGAUGAAGGACUAUUUAAUUGCAUCAAAUAUUUUAUCAACUAUUUCUUCUACAAGUUUGGGUUGGAGAUCUGCUUCCUGAUGACGGUGAACGUGAUAGGCCAGAGAAUGAAUUUUAUGGUUAUAUUCCACGGCUGUUGGCUGAUUGUAAUACUGACUCGGAGGCAGAGAGUUAACAUCGCCAAACUGUGGCCAAAGUAUUGCAUGUUCCUCGUCUUUUUCUUGCUUUGGCAGUAUCUGCUGUGUCUGGGUAUGCCGCCGGUAUUGUGCAUAGAAUAUCCGUGGAGAUGGGAUAAGUUUGUUCCAGUCAACUCUGCUUUGAUAAAGUGGAUGUACCUACCCGAUUUCUACUCUCCUCCUAAAGCAAUUAACCUCAUCAGUGAUUUUGUUCUGCUACUCUGUGUAUCCCAGCAGUGGAAGGUAUUUGUUAACGAGAAGAAAGAAGAGUGGUAUACGAUGGCGGGGGAGAAUGUGGAAGUAAUUCAACCUCCCAAGGAUAAACCAAAUCCUGUACCCAACUUCAUCAACUGUCGGUCUUAUCUGGAUAUGUUGAAGGUGGUAGUCUUCCGAUACCUUUUCUGGUUCGUCUUAGUUGUGGUAUUUAUCACCGGUGCCACUCGGAUCAGUGUUUUUGGCCUUGGAUAUCUCAUGUCCUGCUUCUACCUCCUCCUCUUUGGCACAGCUCUCCUACAGAAGCCAGUGAAAGCACGGCUGGUUUUAUGGGAUUGCCUGAUUCUCUAUAACAUCACAGUUAUACUGGCCAAGAACAUGUUGUCGCUCCUAUCCUGUGUGUUUGUCCAACAAAUGCAGACUAACUUCUGCUGGGUCAUCCAACUCUUUAGCCUGGUCUGCACUGUCAAAGGUUACUACAACCCCCGGGACAUGGAUAAGGACCGUGACUGUUCUCUACCUGUGGAGGAGGCUGGUAUUAUCUGGGACAGCAUCUGUUUCUUCUUUCUUCUCCUUCAACGAAGAGUUUUCCUUAGUUCCUACUUCCUGCAUGUCAUGUAUGACCUUCGUGCAUCUUCGCUGCAGGCUUCCAGAGGUUUUGAGCUGUUCAUGGCCAGCAUUAGGAAGAACAUGCAUUUCCACCAGGAGUCCGAGAGAAGAUCUCUUAGUCAACUGAAGAAGCAAAUGGAGAGGAUUCGAGCCAAACAGGAAAAAUACCACCAAGAGAGGAGGCAGAGUGAGGCCGACCAAGAGAAAAUUGGAGAGGCUGGAAGUCAGAAAGGACCAUCCAGACGAAAGAUUCACUGGAGCCGGCCAUGGUUAGACCAUGCUUCAGUUCUGCACUCGGGAGAUUAUUUCCUGUUUGAGUCAGACAGUGAGGAAGAUGAAGAGUUGUCUCAGGAGGAACAGAGACCACCAAAGCAGAGUGCCUUCCAGCUGGCAUACCAGGCCUGGGUCACUAGCGCCAAGUCUGCUCUGAAGGAAAGAAGGAACCUGCAGAAAGCAGAACAUGGAGCACAGAAGCCUGGAGGAGAAGACAAAGUAGCAGAAUCUGAUACUGAUCAUCAGGGGAUCACAACGGAGAUAGCAGAGGAUGAGGCAGCCAUAGGGGAGAGUCGAGCAGGAGGCAGUAAUGUUGUACAGCGCAUACUGGAUGUUUUGAGGUUCCUCUGGGUUCUUCUGCUUGCCAUGUUAGAUGGACUCGUAGACUGGUUGGGCUCUCUUACAAAGCAUUAUGUGGACAUGUCUACAGUAUUGUGGGUGGAGAGAUAUAUUUUGACACAGAAGCUUUCUAAGGGAGAAGAGGUGACUCGCAGGGUUCUAGAUUCACUCUCUGAGACUGGACAAGAAAGGAAGGAUCCUGGCUCCUCCUUGUUACUAACAGUACCUACAAUGGACCAGGCAGUGGAUUUACAAAACAGUAUGGCCUCCAGUGGCUGUGAAGAAGGGGAGGUGCUUAGUGUCACGGCGGACGUCACCGAUGUUACCCCUUCUCUUACAACCGGAUACAGCACUACUGACAACAGCCUGGAUCAGGUGUCUGGAGCUGGAUGCUGGGAGGAAGCAGCAUCUGUAAAAGGUUCCCAAGAAAUCCAGCCAAUGAAACGCUUCCGUACUGCUAGCGAACUCCUUGUUAUCAGGCCGCUCAGUUUCGAGGAGUUAUCAGAGUCCCAGCAUUUCUUUAAGUCUCAAAACCGUCUCCUGAGGCUUCUCCUUGCUCUCUAUCAUUUUGUGGCUGCUCACUCAGAGUUACUGUGUUAUUUUAUCAUUAUCCUUAACAACAUGGUGAGCGCUUCAUUCAUCUCGCUCUUCCUCCCCAUCCUCGUCUUCUUGUGGGCUAUGCUGUCUGUUCACAGGCCCAGCAAGCGCUUCUGGAUGACCGCCAUUGUGUUUACAGAGAUCAUGGUGGUGAUAAAGUACCUUUUCCAGUUUGGUUUCUUCCCAUGGAAUAGUUACACGGUGCUGGUGCGCAACGAGGCAAAACCUUUCUUCCCACCGCGUAUCCUGGGGCUUGAGAAGAGUGAUUCAUAUGUGAAAUAUGACCUGAUUCAGUUAUUGACUCUAUUCUUUCAUCGCUCUCUACUCAUGAGCUAUGGUCUGUGGGACCGGAAGGACAUGAAUCCUGUAGAGAAGCCCAAGAGUACAGAUAAGGAAAGUGAGACAGAGAUCGAAAUAUCUAAGGAUCCGGAGCCUUCGGGAAGCAGGAGCUCAACCCUGCGCCGGCGCAAGAGACUUAAUUCUGAAAGCAGUGAGACAGAGAGAGAUUCCGGGAAGGAGAAACCUCGAGAGCCAGACAAGAAGAAGAAGAAACCAGCAGCUGUCCGAAUGAAGAUGAUGGGAGCUAAGAUGCAAAGUGCCUUCAUCGGCAUGGUGCAAGGAGUGUACCAGCCUGUGAAGGGAUUUUUCCAUGACAUCCUGCACACGCCGUACCGUGCUGCCACUGAUGUGUACGCUUUAAUGUUCCUGGCUGAUGUGGUUGAUUUUGUGAUCAUAGUAUUUGGUUUCUGGGCCUUUGGUAAAUACUCUGCAGCCGCCGACAUUACAUCAUCGCUCUCUGAUGACCAAGUUCCGGAAGCGUUUCUGGUGAUGCUCCUUAUCCAGUUCUCUACGAUGGUGAUAGACCGUGCUCUCUACCUACGCAAGACUGUGCUUGGAAAGCUCAUCUUCCAGGUCAUCCUGGUGAUCGGCAUCCACGUGUGGAUGUUCUUCAUUCUGCCCGCGGUGACCGAAAGGAUGUUCAGUCAGAACCCUGUGGCCCAGCUGUGGUAUUUUGUAAAAUGCAUCUACUUUGCCCUGUCUGCUUACCAGAUCCGAUGUGGCUACCCAACACGUAUUCUGGGCAACUUCCUGACCAAGAAAUAUAACCAUGUUAACCUUUUCCUGUUCCAGGGUUUCCGUUUGGUACCUUUCCUGGUGGAACUCCGAGCGGUGAUGGACUGGGUGUGGACAGAUACCACCUUGUCUCUAUCCAACUGGAUGUGUGUGGAGGACAUUUACGCCAACAUCUUCAUCAUCAAAUGCAGCCGUGAGACAGAAAAGAAAUACCCCCAACCGAAAGGGCAGAAGAAAAAGAAGAUGGUUAAAUAUGGAAUGGGUGGUCUGAUCAUAGUCUUUCUUAUCUGCAUCAUCUGGUUCCCGUUACUGUUUAUGUCCUUAGUGCGUUCUGUGGUAGGAGUGGUCAAUCAUCCAAUUGAUGUGACGGUCACCUUUAAACUUGGGGGGUAUGAGCCCCUGUUCACCAUGAGUGCCCAGCAGCAGUCCAUUCAACCAUUUACCCAGCAGGAAUACGAGACUCUGACAUAUCGUUUCGAGAGACAGCCAAUAGCCAUGCAGUUCAUCUCCCUCUACAGCUUUGACGACAUUGUGACUGCUCGAAUUGAGGGGAGCUCAGGGUCUGUUUGGGGAAUCAGUCCUCCGAGCCGCGAACAAAUGAGACGGGAGCUGCAAAAUGGAUCGUCUGAUAUUACACUACGGUUUACCUGGGACUUUCAAAGGGACCUGGCGAAGGGGGGCACUGUUGAGCACACAUUUGAAAAACAUACCAAAGACCUAGAGCCUGGGAGUCCUGUGCGGAAGGAAUUGGCAGACCUUCUACAGGGGGUACGGGACACCCCAGUCACUGUGCAGCACUUGUUUCCAAAAUACAUCCGUGCCCCCAACGGGCCAGAAGCCAAUCCAGUCAAACAGCUGCAGCCAGAUGAGGAGGAGGAUUACCUGGACGUAGAAGUUCAGUUGAACAGAAAGCGAAUCGGCGAAGGAAAUGGCACAAGCAGUUUCGUGGAGUGGUGGGUGAUCAAGCUGGCGGACUGCGAGGGUGAAGACUGUAAUAUACUGCCCAUGGUGAUUUUCAAUGACAAGGUCAGCCCUCCAAGCCUGGGCUUUCUAGCAGGAUACGGGAUUAUGGGCCUGUACGUCUCCAUUGUGCUGGUGAUUGGGAAGUUUGUACGUGGCUUCUUCAGCGAGAUCUCUCACUCUAUUAUGUUCGAGGAGUUGCCGUGCGUAGAUCGGAUUCUCAAGCUGUGCCAAGAUAUCUAUGUGGUGAGAGAACGCGGAGAGUUGGCCUUAGAAGAAGAACUCUAUGCCAAACUCAUCUUCUUGUACCGAUCGCCAGAAACCAUGAUCAAAUGGACUAUAGAGAAAGACUAGUGAAAACUAUUUUAUGGACAAUGUACGGGAAUGGUUUUAAAUGCUGGAAGUACCUGAAGUAAUGGUCCUGAAAGAGGAGCAAGUUCCGGACCGUAUUUUUAAUACUACAAUUUAUAAACUGCAGAAAGAAGGCAAGACACUACUGAUCCACAGUUAAGAGAAGGAUUUACGAUGCCGCUGUUUUUUUCUAUCGCAGCUCCUCGUGGUGAGAGUAACCUUUUAAAUCUGUGUUGCUGGUCUUCAUAAAAGCACUACCACAGCUGAUCGAAAGGAACCUUUUGUCUUGAAUACUGCUAGGCACCAUCACUAGAUAUUUAUAUGCUGCUCAGUGUUGGAAGGUCCAGCUUCUGGCCAAAUAUGUUUAUAACCAUUACGGACGUUUGAAUAGUGCCGACCUUAUUCUCCUGGACUGUGUAAGGAGGUUCUAGAAAGACUUGUUCUGGACAAGCUAAUAUUUAUAUUACUGUUACAUCAGUAACUUUACACACUGUCAGACAGGCAGUGUGGAGGAAUUACUGUGUGCGGGCAGCAGCCUGGAUCUAAGAGCAAUAAUUCUCUUCCUAAUCUGUGUUUUCUGAUUACUGUACCAAAGACUAGAGUUUCCACUGUGCACUACUGCAGAGCAGGACUUGAGUUUCUGACAUCUCAUUCACCUAUUUUCUGAACAAAAGAAAUGAGAUUAUCACAAUUUUUGUUUUUACUAUUAAAAAUGGCUUCAGUGAAAAA